AUGCCAUCAUUUCUCGGUCUGCCGCUUGAACUUCGAGAGACCAUAUUCAGCGACGUUCUCGCAGAUCUCACAGCAUGCCUCGUCAUAACCGACACUAAGACCUCUGUCUCAACGACGACACAGUCCUCCUUCAGCGUCUGCGACUUCAACAAACACAUCGCUAGUCUCUCACGCCAUCAUGCUGAGCCAAUCACGACCUCACUACUCAGCGUGUGCCGCCAAAUUCGGAACGAGACCAUUGCCUUGGCAGGUCGGACGCUGGACUUCGCUGUCGUCAUCAGCAGCAGCAACGCUGCGCUCGAAGCGACCACUGCCCACAUACUGCAGCGACCUUGCAUUCCGCCUGGAUGGACAAUAAAGCUACGCAGCCUGUCAGUGACCACCUAUACUUUGGUUACUCAUCAUGCACCAACUUUCUGGCAGGGCUUUUGGACGAAUGUGAGCUCGAUGUGCCCGUUUCUGACACACGGGAGCGUCAAUCGCUUGAGCUCCAACCUGCAGCUUCUGGGUGGCCAGAGCGAGACUGCGUCCGUGAUGAACUACUGCUCGACGAGUUCUGGCGCAGCAACAAAAGUUGAUGAUAUCCUGACUGAUGGUCCGGUGAUGGGCAAGUACAAAGCAGAAGCACGCGAGCAGUUCUAUAGGGUCAUCAGCGAGAUGCCACUCAAGGGGGAGAGGGGUUGGCGAGUGAGUAUGAAGCUGAAGUUUGUGGUCUGGAUCACUGGAGUCAGUGUAUAUGGGUAUGAUGAUUUUGGAUGCUACGUUACAGUGUCCGAGAAUGGCGAUUCGGCGGCAACACGAGACAGCACUGCCGAUCACGAUACUCUGAAAGGACACGUCGUUGUUCAUCGUCGAGGUGCAGAGGCACGGACACGGGAGACAUUUGAGCCUGGGGCUGAUGCGGUACAGGUGGCCGUGGGCGAAGUGAUGAGUGCUGGACGAGUACAGAGUUUCGUUGACAUGGAGAACAUGUUGAUCGCCUAG
Molecule: messenger RNA, 984 nt
Organism: Cyphellophora attinorum
Lineage: Eukaryota; Fungi; Ascomycota; Eurotiomycetes; Chaetothyriales; Cyphellophoraceae
Exons: 3
Coding region: 1-984 (327 amino acids)
Source: RefSeq, a predicted model, not a curated record